Molecule: messenger RNA, 387 nt
Organism: Geodia barretti
Lineage: Eukaryota; Metazoa; Porifera; Demospongiae; Tetractinellida; Geodiidae
Source: the annotation of a GenBank genome assembly
AUGGCGCGCGUGACGGUCGAAGAUUGCGUUGGCAUGGUGCCCAACCGGUUCGAGCUCGUGCUGCUCGCGGCGCAGCGCGCCCGCGACAUCCGCUCGGGCGCCGAGCUCACGGUUGAGCGGGAUAACGACAAGAACGCCGUCGUCGCGCUCCGCGAAAUCGCGGAGGAGGCGAUCGAUCUCGAAACGCUCCGUUACGAGCUCGAGCAUGGGCGGGAAGUCGAUACCGAGAUCGACGAGCCGGACGAAGACACCAUGGCGGUGCUGGCGGCCGAGGCUGCCUGGGCCGGCGUGACCGCCCAGACGACGACCAGUGAGGAGGCAGGCGCGCACGACGGCGAGGCCAACCCAUCCGGACCGCCGGAGACCGAGGCGAAAGCCAAGGAGUAG